GCAUGGCGAAAGCGACCGUACCCAACUAUUUGUUACUAACGUACUUACUUAUUCAUCUGCUGUUACCGUCAUAUUUGUCCGAAACAAUAACGUUAUACAAGCCAGAAGAUAUUUUAGAUGCUGCCCGUUCACAAUGUCUAGUACUUUUUCCACAUGAAAAUUUAACAAAGUGGAAGAAAGAUAUUUUGCAGUUAUUGGCUGACGUGUCUUUCGGUAACGAAUCAUCUGUGCUAUUCGGUACAGUUAAUACAGACAAUUUCCUUUGGCCUAACGGACGUGAAUUAAAUUUAGAAGGAAGCAAGACUAUGGAAAACUAUUUUCUUAUUUUUAAACGCAUAGAGUUAGACAGGACUUGUCUACUUUUGCCAGAAACAAACAUUCCCAUUCCCUCUGUGGCUACCUAUAACUUAACAUCGUUUGUGUCACCAGAUGUUUUAGAUGACAUUGUUCAAUUUAUAAAUACUAACUGCCACACAUUUCGCAAUAAAGAAGGACAGUUAACUGUUGCUGGUAUUCACAGACAACAUAUAUUAGAAAACUUAUUUAAGGUCCCUAAGACUAAAGAGAACAAAAAUUUAGAUCAUAAGCAAGAAGAUGAAUCUUGUAUGAUUGGUGAAAAUGAUUAUGCAAAAAAAUGUGAAAAUAGGGAUGAACAUAUCACAAAUGCAAAAACUCAAAAUAAGUAUGUUGACACCAAAAGUGAACUUCAGAAGUGUGAUAGAAUACAGUUGAGUGAGUUGUCCUCGCCAUUGCAGUUUUUUCAAGAAUUUGUUUCCUUAUCCAAGCCUGUCAUUAUCACAGGAGCAAUCAAACAAUGGCCAGCAUUUACCAAAUGGACACGUGCAUUUUUACAUGAUCGAUAUGGAGAUAUAAAAAUCCACAUCAAAAUGACAUCAGAUGGAAUUUAUGAAGGAGUUGAGCCCAAAUCCAUCUGGAGGGACGAAAGUGAAAAAGAAAUUCCUAAGGCUGUGCUUGAAAAACUUCUGUACCCUGAUCUUGUUGUUGUCCGACCAGCGAGCAGGGAAAUUCUUUUCUCAGAUUUUUUGGACCUUGUCGAAAAUAUAUCUCAAGGCAAAGUGAAAGAUAUCUCUGCCUAUUUAGAAUACUCCAGCAUUGCAGACUACUUUCCAGAGCUUCAAGAGGAUAUUACAGAAAUGGAGUUUUUUAGAAACAUCCUAGAGCUGAAACAUCUCAACCUUUGGUUAAGUGAUGGCAAUACACUUGGGAAGCUACACUUUGAUCCUUUUGACAAUUUUUUAUGUCAGAUCAGUGGAGUGAAAGAGUUGUUGCUUUAUGAGCCCCACGACAACAGCAAACUGUAUGAAGCACACAUACAAGAAGCUGUAUUGUCCUACAAUCAGUCCUCUCAUACAUUUCACAGGAAGACUUUAUUGGAAAGUACGUCUAUGGUCAUGUCUCCUGUGGAUAUCAGCGACCCAGACCUUAAGAGGUUCCCCAAAUUUGCUGACCUUCAACCUUUGAACUGUACAAUUCAAGCUGGAGAGGUUUUAUACAUGCCUGCAUUCUGGUGGCAUGAAGUACAAUCCAAGCCUAAUGUCUCAGAACAUAGAAACAUGGCUGUCAACUUUUGGUAUGAACCUUUUCUGACAAGAGAGUUUCCGUGUCCUGAAUGUUCCCUGGACGUAAACCCUAAAUACUUUCACUUGUUAUAGUUAACAGAUAUUUUGAUUGUUGAAUGGAAAAGUGUGUGUUUUGCAUAUUUUUAUUUAAAGUGUUCUUUCUGCAUUAGAAAUGUGGAUUUUUCUUUAUUGGUUACUCUUCUUUAAGGUGUUGGUGGCUAAGGUUGAUAUAUAAAGAACAGUGUUAUAUUUAUUGUUACCAUUAACUGGAUGGUGUAUAUUUGUACACAGCUGUUCUUUUCUAUUAAAUCUGAUGUUAUAUUCUAUUAAGCAGAAGUUUCUUGUAAAGAAAGUAAAGAGUUCCUCUAAAUAAAAAAACAACACUUUAAUUCUCCAAGAAGAAACCAUGAAAAUACAAUAUUAAUUUCAAUAAUCAAUUCACUAAAUUAGAUUUAACAUGAAGCAUGAAACUUAUUGAUUGAUAAAAUCCUACUUAUUGUCUUCCCUUGUGUGUAUAUAUAUAUAUAUACCCACUCUAGAAUUAUCUUCUCCAACAGAUAGGAAAAAACAGAUUCUUCAACUGGAAAGACCAAUGCAUAAUGUCCAAAGCUAUUUUUAGUUCUAUUGGAUACACCGCAGUUUUUAUUGUAACAUAAAUACAUUGUUUUAUGUGCAGUAUAUUCUUGAACUGACAGGAAUCAAAAUUAUUCACUUAAUUGAUCAGUGUAACUUUUGUAAUUUUAUAAGCAUUCAAUUUUUUAUUUUAGUCCCAAUUUGUAUCUAAUGAUGGACAUUUUAAAAUUCUCCCAGAUUGCCAAUUUUUUUUUUUUUUAAAUUCAGAUAAUGCUUUUACAAAGUUUAUGUGAAUACCCACAAACUUACUGACAGACUCAUCACUAUUUCUCCUUUGAUGGCUGCAUGGCAACAUACUUUGGGUUGUCAUGAAGAUAGUCACACAUUCUCCUAAAAGUUUUAUUUCUGCUCAUGGUUUCCAUUAUGGCUUCCUCUGAUGACUUAGUCCAGCUGGUGUUUCAUGCCAUGAAAGGGGAAAGAAAAAGGAGGGGGUAAGAGGAAGUAGCUCUUAAAGGGGGCAAUAACUCAUGCAUUCAGAGUUUGUCUCAUAUGCUCAAGUACUUUUCCUUGAUUUCAUACCCUAAUUUAAAGACAAUCAUGAUGAGGUAUUAAUCCAUCCAGUACAACAGCCAAAUACAGUUCCUACUAAUUCAAUCCUAUUACGGCCAAAAAAAGUUACUUAUACAUCUUCAAUAUCCUUUACUGACUGUAUCUUAGCAGAUGUAAAUGUAUUCCCCCUUAAAGACUUACAUUUGAAUAUUUGUCCACAAAACUUUGUGAAUUAGAAAAAAAUGUAUAUGAUUGGAUUUCUAAUAUUCAAUCUGUCAUUCUACUGUGUAACUUUUAUGAAAAUGUGAAUUUUGUGAAAUCUAUAAUUCACCAAGUACCGUGUACUGGUAUUAUGUUAAAGAAAGUUGCUGUUUGUGAUCAGAAUUUUUAUUUUUUUUAUGUAAUUCUGUUACAACCAUUGUUUUAAAAAAUCCAUCAGUAUCAGUUCAGUAAUGAAUAAAAUGAUAGAUUUGCUACAAAACUAUUCGUAUAAAUAAAUUAAUUAAUUAUAGCUUUUAUAUAGCACUUCUUUCAUGCUCAUAGCAUGCCCAGAGCGCUAUUGUCCAAUCUCAUUUGUGGACCAGUGGGGGGAGGGGGCAUCUGGGAGAAGGUUUUUCCGUGCUGCCUUUGGGCACUCAGUAAACACAACUCUGCCCACAUCGGUGACGAACCUCGAGCCCGCUUUAUAGGUAGCCAAGCCAAGUUCAAGCGUACUUAGCCUCUCGACCACGCAUCCCAUGCAUAUAAAUGAUUCUAAUUAAAAUAAGAGCAUGAAGAGAAAAGCAUAGAGUUUGAAUGAAAAGAUUGAAGUCAAUCCACAAUAUACUGCUGCAAUGUUAAAGAUGGAUAAAUAUUAGUGUCAUCAAUAUGAAAUAAAAUCACUCUUGUUUUUUUUAAACUUCAUUGAACCUUGACCUUAUUUGUCCAUGUGCACAAUGGUCUUACUCAUUUGUUUUUCAAUACAUAUCACUGUUUUUAUCACCUGUUUUAGCUUUCAUAAUAUUGAAUACUUGCUUGCCAUCUAUAUUUUGUUGUCUGAUUCUUCCAUUGUGAUGUGUGGCUGAGUGGUGUGAAGCACUUGGUUACCUAACAAGGGGUCUCAAGUUUGAAUUCUGACUGAAGCUAAAUUGUGUAUGCUGAGUGCAGCAGGGAAACCUUGACCCAGAUACCACCUUUCCCCAUAGGUCACAACAGAGAUUGACCAAGAGGACACUAAGUGUGCUUAUACCAUGAAAGAUGAACUAUACUAUAGUAUUUUAAAGAAAAGAACAUUUCUAUCAUUGUGAUCACCUUUCUUAUGGCCUGCUAAUUUCAGUUCUAAAAAUAUAUCCUUAAAGAUUUUUUUCCCCUGUGUUGCACUUGCAAGAAUUAUUUUGUCACUCUUUGGUUAGCAAUGUCAGCAACCACAGCUGGAGCUUUGAGUGGUUAAAAUGUUAUUACUGAUUUUCCUUUUCUAUUAUUAUACUCAGAUAAUCUCGUACAGUCUCAACAAUAGUCCAAUUUAUUGGACUGGAAAUCUACACUUGUUCUAACACACACUUGAGCUGAGCAAUAACUGCUGUCUCCACCAUGAAAAGUUAUGCCGUUUCAACAAUCCUAUCAAACAGAAAUCCUAAAUAAGUUCACCAUUAUGUUCUACAAUGUGCAUUGAAAGCAUGUUUCACCUACAUGACUAAAUUGUGUGCCAUAUAAUAAAUGCUUAUUAUGUUAUUACUAUAACAUAUUAUUUUUUGUUCUAAAUAUUUGUUUGCAUUUUCUUGCAUUCCAUUUUCUGCUGUUAUUAAUAAAAUCAAUGAAUUUUGA
Biomphalaria glabrata is the source of this 4505-nucleotide messenger RNA. RefSeq lists its product as uncharacterized. The record is from RefSeq and is a predicted model, not a curated record. NCBI's taxonomy places the organism in Eukaryota, Metazoa, Mollusca, Gastropoda, Planorbidae. The transcript has 4 exons. Bases 3 to 1673 code for a protein of 556 amino acids. Gene Ontology annotation, molecular function: 2-oxoglutarate-dependent dioxygenase activity.